Melampsora larici-populina 98AG31 is the source of this 1110-nucleotide messenger RNA. RefSeq lists its product as uncharacterized. The coding region runs from base 1 to 1110 and encodes 369 amino acids. The transcript has 6 exons. Lineage: Eukaryota; Fungi; Basidiomycota; Pucciniomycetes; Pucciniales; Melampsoraceae. The record is from RefSeq and is a predicted model, not a curated record.
AUGAUAGUGACUCCUCUUCACCCAGGGCUUCAAUCGCCGUUCCCAGCCCGCCUACAUCGCUUCCAUCUUCGAAGUACAUGCCCAAGUGAGAUCAACUCUAAUGUCUUCCCUUCACCAUUCACGAGGUCAUCGGCUGACAACCCCUCAAACCAGGUUCCAGCGACCAUGAACGCUGCGUAUGGGUUCCAGUCUGUUACCUCUGGAAUCAACUGUGCCGGUAUCGAUGGCAACACUCCACUUGAACACGAGUUGUUCAUAACCUACUAUGCCGCUCAAGGCGUUGGUUUGAGCGUUGGCAACAUGCACUACACUUCGGGCAAAUUCUUGCCAUUGAACAGUGAUCCCACCCCUCAAAUAGUUACCGAACUCAGUCACCAUAUUCCUGCAGGUGACGCAGACAAUUUUUCAGGAUCUUUGCUGAACAACGUAGCCCUCAAUUCCAUCGGCAUCGUCGUCAGCAAGCGAGUCGUCCAAGAAGAAGCACACGAAGGAAAACCGACCUGUGUUUUUGUGAUGCGACAUACCGAUUAUAACCCGAUGACUGGGAAACUUUGCAAGUUCCUGCUUGAGUAUUGGUGCCGUCCUGUUUGUAAUUUAGUUAAGGCUAUGAACAUCAUUCAGUUGGGCAAAGAGAUGAGUGUCCACGGUUACGUCGUCGGAAAAGAUAUUCAAACCGACAUGCGUGGCAACAAGGAAGUUAAGAUGUAUACUUUCCAAGUUGAAGUCUAUUCGAUUUCCGUAGCAACAGGCCAUGAAACCGUCAGGGCAGGUGCCAAUCUCGCUACGCCGAAUGCAACAAGCCUGACCAAAGGGGGUAGGGUCAGACUUCAACGUGCUACGGACAAUCCAUCAUCAAGCGGGCCGGCUAGCUCGCCCACCCCCGGAUCGAGUUCAAACGCUUCGCUCACUCUGGCAGGAUUUUUGAGCCCCGUGCCCUUAUACGGGUUACCGCAGCCGACUCCUGAGAACCAGGCUGAAUUAGCGUCAUACUUGCAUCAAGUGUCCACGCUUCCGGGUAAUGAAAAUGUCAACCCUUCGGGUAAUUCCAAUGAAGCGGGUCCCAGCACCACACAACCAAUGGGCCGAGCGAGUAAACGCGGCAGAUUGUAA